Molecule: messenger RNA, 1125 nt
Organism: Brassica oleracea var. oleracea
Lineage: Eukaryota; Viridiplantae; Streptophyta; Magnoliopsida; Brassicales; Brassicaceae
Product: L10-interacting MYB domain-containing protein-like
Exons: 3
Coding region: 234-1097 (287 amino acids)
Source: RefSeq, a predicted model, not a curated record
UUUUUGGAAUUAUUAGGCCUGGGCUUUACGCAUUUGAUAUCAGCCCGUUAAAAAUGCAGCCCAGAUGCUAAACGAUACCUGAAGAAACGCGGCAACGACUCCGGCGAAUCCUCAAAUCCCUAGAGAGAUCCUCUGGAUUCCCAAUUUCCUUCACCACCAGCCUCGUCGGGAAUCCAUGGAAGAUUGAGACCGUCACCUUAUUCCACCAUCUCCUGAAACCGCUCCAGAUACUGAUGGAUACUGAGCCUGUUCAACCAAAGCAAAAGCGACUGUCAAGAAAGAGAUGGACACCGUCACUCGACAAGGUCUUAGCUGAUCUGGUCGUUAAACAGAUCCAACUAGGAAACAGACAGAACAACGUCUUCGACAGGAAGACAUGGCUCAACAUACGUACCGACUUCAACCACCAGACAGGACUCAACUACAACAACAAUCAGCUUAGGAAACAUCUUAAUGUUCUGAGACAACGUUAUGAUUCGGUUAAAUCUUCUCAGCUUCAUAACCAGCUUGUUUUGGAGGAUACAGGAUGUAUCUUGGGGUUGGACUUGUGGGAAGAUUUUGAUCCUAGGAGUGAACCGGUUAAAGUUAAGGACUGUCCCAUCUAUGAGCAGCUUUGUACUAUAUAUGGUGAUGUUUCCUCUGUGGGGAUGUAUGCUCAGUCAAGUCACUUUGAAGGAUUAGAAGAGUCAAUGCCAAAUCAUACCUCAGAGAGUUUACCACCAACGCCAAAUGUGGAGAGAAAGAGGAAGAGAGAGGCGGAUACGAAGACUUCUUAUGUGUCGCCUAGCCAGAUUGAUCCAGCAGUAAUGGAAACUAUGGCAGGUGCUUUGUCAGACAUGAUGACUGGUUUGAGGUCAAGGAUGGUUGGUUUGGAGACGGAAGAAGAAGAUGAUAGGUUUAGUAUCGCGAACUGCAUCAAUGCGCUUGACGAGAUCGAGAAUGUGGAUGAAGGUGUUUACUUUGCAGCUUUAGAUCUUUUUGAGAGUCCUGGUCUUAGAGAGACUUUUAUGUCUCUUAAAGCUAACAAGUUGCGCUUGACAUGGUUGCAAGUUAAGUGUAGGAACAAACUUACUCCUUCAGUUGCACAACUAGGUUGACUUCAAGCUAUAUAUAUGGAUUUGGUCU